AUAGCUCUAAGAGGGAUUAGUUGAGCAGGGUUAAUCACAAUUAAUUGAAUAUGGCAAGUUUCAUCAAGUUAUGGGUUUGCCUUAUCUUGCUUCUACUCGAGCUCUCGGUGCAUCAAUGCCGGCCAUUGGUUGGAGAAGAGACGCCUUCAGAUUCAGGGAACAUAAGAAAGAUGAUGAGAGAACUUCUAAGAAGAUCAGAAGAGUUGAAGGUGAGAUCUAAAGGCGACAAAACAGUCCUAGGCCAUACCCAUGAUUCAAAGCGACUUAGCCCGGGUGGACCGGACCCUAGACAUCACUAAAAACUGUCUAAUGGUGUAUCCUUUGGUGAGGUUUUCAAGCUUGUAACGUCAAUAGAGGCUUUGUAUAAGGGUUAUGUGAAGUAACCCUACGGUUACCAUCUUAUUAACAUUGAC
Molecule: messenger RNA, 413 nt
Organism: Eruca vesicaria subsp. sativa (arugula)
Lineage: Eukaryota; Viridiplantae; Streptophyta; Magnoliopsida; Brassicales; Brassicaceae
Source: the annotation of a GenBank genome assembly